This is a messenger RNA of Drechmeria coniospora, 1092 nucleotides long. RefSeq names its product metal homeostatis protein bsd2. Gene Ontology annotation, biological process: metal ion transport; vacuolar transport; ubiquitin-dependent protein catabolic process. Lineage: Eukaryota; Fungi; Ascomycota; Sordariomycetes; Hypocreales; Ophiocordycipitaceae. The record is from RefSeq and is a predicted model, not a curated record. The transcript has 2 exons. The coding region runs from base 1 to 1092 and encodes 363 amino acids. Gene Ontology annotation, cellular component: Golgi apparatus; perinuclear region of cytoplasm; endoplasmic reticulum.
AUGGCCGGCCGAUACGAAAGGGUGAGUUGCUCUGAUGCGAUGCUCCCAUCCGCCGCUCCCAUCCGCCGCUCCGCUGCUGCGACGCGCUCUCGCCGCCACGACCCUUGGCUGACCGACCCGACCCCCGGCUUGCAGGUCCACGACGACCACGACGACGACCUCGUUUCGCCGACGGCGCCGAGGCCCAACGUCGUCCCCAGCUCGCCGCCGCCCUCGUUUCGCUCCCGAUCCUCCUCCCCCGUCCGCUCCCGUCCCGUCGACGCGGCCCUCGCCGACGCCUUCGACUCGGACGAUGACAGCGACGACGAGGCCGACGACAGGCAGCGGCUCGUCCGCCAGAGCGUCGCGACGACGGGCUCCAUAAGCAGCGUCGUCUCGCCGCCCGCCGCCUUCUUCGCCCAGACGACCCCCGCCGCCGCCGGCUCGAGGACGAGAUACGUCGGCGGAGGCGUCGGCACCGACGGCGUCUUCGCCAACAUGUCGGCGAGGCCGGAGCUCGCGAGCACGGAAAAGGACGAGCAGCCUCCCUCGUACGAGCAAGCCGCCGCCGACGCGGCCCCGCCGUACUGGGAAACGACCAUCAUCGCCCCCGGCUUCGGCGGCCUCGACGAGGUCUACGUCGACGGCAUGCCCGUCGGCUCCGUCUUCUCCUUCAUCUGGAACGGCAUGAUCUCGACGUCCUUCCAGCUCGUCGGCUUCCUGCUGACCUACCUGCUGCACUCGACGCACGCGGCCAAGAACGGCUCGCGCGCCGGCCUCGGCAUCACCCUCAUCCAGUACGGCUUCUACAUGAAGGGCGCCAGCUUCGGCGAGUCGCCGCGCAUGAGCGGCCCCGACGGCUACGCCGCCCCGCCCGACCCCAACGCCCACGACUUCAAGGCCGGCGACGUCACCGGCGCCGGCCGCAACGAGGUCACCGGCUCCGACUGGCUGGCCUACCUGCUGAUGAUUGUCGGCUGGUUCAUCCUCAUCAAGAGCAUCGCCGAGUUCUGGAAGGCCCGCCGCCACGAGCAGCUCGUCAUGCAGAGCCCCGAGCGCGGCCUCAACGUCGCCAUAAUCGCCGACGGGGAGACGGCCGAGCGCGUCGUCUGA